AUGAAUGGAGCGUCGCUCGUUAUAGUGAUCAUCGUCUGCAUGUUGGUCAUGCACGUGUCCACUCUGGUGAUCUUCUUCUACAAAGACCGCAUCAUGGCAUUCUUGGAUGAGAUGUCCACCGACGUGUUACUCAGCGAGAUGUCCAAGCGGGGCCUGAUACCGGCCUCUGCUGCCAUCGCGACUACUACGACGUACGAUCCUCCGCCUAUGCAUCUCUACGAGCCCGCUCUCGAGUACCGCCCUUGGCGGCCGUACGAGCAACCCGUGGACAGGAGGCUUCCUGCCCUCCCGCCGCCCGCGAAGAAGCCGGAACGACGGAUCAUGCCUCUGCAAGAUUCGACGGACAUACCGGCGGCGCCGUGUGACAUGUAUCAGCCAUUCAUGCACCCCGCAUUCGGACAGGAGUACGGCCAGACGGAAGGUCUGGUGACCGCGGAUAAGACCGUGGACUGGAACGCAGCGACCGCGCGGGUCCGAACUGGAGCGACCACGUGGCCGAGCUUGACCGCUCGGACGGAUGACGUGGCGAAGGCGAAGGCACCGUGCGGCGUGCUGAUCCUGAUCUCGUCCCUCGCGGUCCUGCCGAACCGACGACGGUCCACCGGCUCGAUGAACAAGGACCCGAAACCGUCCAUCGACCGCCCUAAAUGGAGACCUCAGCCGAGAGCGGCCCUAAACCGAGAUCACUCUAUCAUGAGACGAUGGCGCCUUGCGAGAGGUGCGGUGCGACCACGAAGAAAAGCACAGAAAGUGGUAGAAUCCCCUUCUAGCCUCCGUUGCGUAAGGCGCGUGAGGACGAAGCGCCCGCGACAUUUGCCGUAUUUGCCGAUCGACAUCCAGCGUCAGAUCUUUUCGAACGUGCCGGAUAUCGAACUCUUCUUGAAAGGGGAUCUGCAGCUGCAACACUACCUGAUCAAGCACGACAUGCUGACAGAGCCGCAGCUGUGCCUGGCAUGGGCUGCACGACAGGGGCAUUCUAAGUUGGUGCAUCUGCUACUUCGGGCGGGAAUAGAGCCAUGCCCCCAGGCUUCCAAAAUGGCUGGGAAGGGGGGGCAUGUGUUUCGCGAUGAGUCGAGGUCGAACGGAGCUCUCGUCGAGUAUCACGUGAAACGAGGCGAGUUUUGCGAGGCGGGGCGCAUCUUCGACUCUACGCAUGACAUCUCCGAUCGUACUUUCGACGAUGCCUUAUCCAAACGGCUCGGUUCCCAAGACGCACCAUUGAGAGAGGAAGAGGUGUGCGCCCUUCUGCGGAUGUGGCCCGCGGCGAAACAUUCCUUCGUAUACUGGGCGUCCGUCCGGGGAUUACCGUCGUUGCUGCAGUCGGGUCUCGAUGCUGGUGGGAAUGCAGAUGAUUGGGGUGGCGCAGUCUGGAACGCCCUGGAAAAAGGCCAUGCUGACUGCGCUGAGUUACUCAUCCGGUCCGGCACCGAGGAAAUAUCGUUCGAGUUUUACAAAGCCCCAUUCAAAUUUAGAUAUAUCUGCAAGAAUGGGCACGUCGAUACACUUCGAUUAGCACUUCGGUUUGGGCAACCGUCGCAGAACGAGCUGGACGAAGCAUUGGAAGAUGCCGCAGAUGCUGGGCACACAGGAGUCGUCGAUGUCCUGCUCCAGCACGGGGCGAAACCUCGAGAAUCUGCGAUAUUCGCCGCCGCAAGCGCGGGGCAUUUAGAAACAUACCGCACACUCGUGGCUAGACCCAAUCUCCACGGUGUGACCUAG
This is a messenger RNA of Klebsormidium nitens, 1719 nucleotides long. The record is from the annotation of a GenBank genome assembly. Lineage: Eukaryota; Viridiplantae; Streptophyta; Klebsormidiophyceae; Klebsormidiales; Klebsormidiaceae.